AUGGAUAAUUGCUACCAUCUUCUACUCUUUAGUUUGCUCUCUUUCUCAUUAGGAUGUGAGUCAUGGGGUUGGUUUUCAUCAUCAACAUCAUUUAGUAAAGAAGAAACUUUUCCCAACAAAGGCAGCACUACUAUAGGUUCUGUUGCUGAGUUCUCCAUGGAAGGCUUCCAUGACAGCAAAGGAGUGAAGUUGGUAGAGAAUGCUAAGAACAAAAUGGUUGACUCUAACUCAUGUUGGCUAAAUGCUUAUCAGCAUCUCUUUGCAGGGUGUUCUGAGAUUCUUGCUGACAAUGAGAAAAGGUCAAGACUUGCAUGGCAUCUUAGUGACUGCUUUCAAAGGGACUCUGGUAGAACACCCUUUGAGAAAUGUCAUCCAAAAUCUCCAAUGGCUAAAUGUCUAAGAAACUUGGAUGAUCUUGCUCAUAAGGUUUACCUUGAAUUUUACUUGGAAACAAAUUCCAUUUGUCAUCAGUUACAGGCUUAUGCAUUUAAGCAUGAAACUGAAAGGCUUGUGACAGAACUGAAAAGUUCAGCACAGUAUGUGGAGGAUAAGUUAGAUAGCAUGGAUGAAAAAUCAGAACGUCUUUUACAAAGUUCAAACCAAAUUCAUGAUUCCCUAAAUUCAAUAGAUGUAUAUACUCAACAAGUUGCUCACACUGCUAAAAGUUUGGAGAAUCAUGUAGAUAUUGUAUUGAGGCAUUCAGAAAGUGUUUAUGAGCAAACCAAGAAAAUUUCAGCAUCACAAUUACAAUUGAAGGAGGGACAAGAAGGUAUGAAGAGGAAUUUGGAAGAUGGGGUGGCAAUGAUCAAGGACUCUUACAUUCAUUUGGAGCAAGAAAUUGACAAGUUAAGGGAUGAUGCCAUUGAAAUUGAGAAAGAGGUUAUAAAACUUGGAGAUGCUAUGUCAACAAAGAUGACAAUCUUACAAGAAAAGGCUGAAGAUAUUGGGAAUAUGGCUGGAAAAUCCUUAGAUAAACAACAAUUAGUUCUAGAUGGACAAUCCAUGGCAUUGAAGAGUCUAAAUUCUCUAUCAGAGUUUCAAUCCAAAGCAAUGGAAGAGAGCAGAAAAUCCUUUGAGCACUUUGCUGAAUAUGGACAUAAGCAACAUGAAGAGUUGAUUCAGAGGCAGAAGCAGAUUCAAGGACUUCAUGAUCAUUUAAUGGAGAAUUCUAAAACAAUAUUGGCUGCUCAGGAAUCCUUUGAAUCAAAGCAAGCAAGCAUGUUUCUGGCUUUAGACAAGCUUUUUGCUCUGCACAAUGCAAUGUUGCUUGAAUCGCGAGGAAUCAAGGCUUUCUUCGUCUAUUCCAUAUCGAGCUUUGUCAUCUAUAUGUUAACUAGUACAAAACAAACAUACAAUGUUAGGCCACGGUUAUACAUAGGACUUUGUGGCACAUUCUUCAUUGAAGUAUCCAUUUUUCGAUUUGCUUAUGAUAACAUUGAGCAACAAACCUUGAUUGUGAAUAUGGUUAGAUCAUUCUUCAUGGCAGUUGCUGUAAUACAACUUCUAUAUGCAGUUUUCACAUACAGGGAUUAUGAAAAAUUGAACCAUGAGUUGCUACUAACUCUGGUUGAAAAGGUUAACGGCAUGCAAAUGCAAAAAGAGUUGUUGGAUGAAGACAGUGAUAUAGAUUGGCUUCAGUGGAUAAACACUGAUUUAUCAGAUGAUGAAGAUUGUCUUGAUGAUCCUAGCUAUACAAUUCCAGAACAAAUUGGAGAGUAUUCAAUCACAUCUUCUUCAGAUAUGAGAUAUAAUCUCCGUCGACGCAGUCACAGUCGCUCACCUUGA
This is a messenger RNA of Arachis ipaensis, 1785 nucleotides long. RefSeq names its product protein GAMETE EXPRESSED 1-like. Lineage: Eukaryota; Viridiplantae; Streptophyta; Magnoliopsida; Fabales; Fabaceae. The record is from RefSeq and is a predicted model, not a curated record.